This is a messenger RNA of Aspergillus homomorphus CBS 101889, 1110 nucleotides long. RefSeq names its product WD-repeat containing protein SWD2. Gene Ontology annotation, cellular component: Set1C/COMPASS complex. The record is from RefSeq and is a predicted model, not a curated record. Gene Ontology annotation, molecular function: chromatin binding; protein binding. The transcript is spliced from 3 exons. NCBI's taxonomy places the organism in Eukaryota, Fungi, Ascomycota, Eurotiomycetes, Eurotiales, Aspergillaceae. The coding region runs from base 1 to 1110 and encodes 369 amino acids.
AUGACGGAAGUGCAAUCGCAGCCGGCGGCGCAGCAGCAGGCGCAGCAGCCAAUGCUCCAGACCCAAAAAGUGUCGGACAUCAUUCGUAGCUUUCGCCCGACCAAGGCAUUCCGGCCUCCAAAGCAGGAUACUGCUAACUAUGUGACCUCGUUGGAUUUCGAUGACCAAGGUGACUACUUGGUGGCUUCCGGCGACGACGACACCAUUCAAGUCUUCGACAUCAAGGAGGGCAAGUCUACGAAAUCAGUUCCUAGCAAGAAGUACGGAGCUCAUCUGGCGAGAUUCACACACCAUUCUCGUCAGGUUCUCCAUGCUAGCACCAAGCUGGACGACUCACUGCGAUUGCUUGACCUACAUAAUGAAGGCUAUGUCAGGUAUUUCUCAGGCCAUACUGACAAGGUCACCUGCUUGGCUUUGUCCCCUGGCGGCGACUCCUUCAUCUCGUGUUCCAAGGACGAUACCAUCGCGCUCUGGGAUCUUGGCUCUAGAAACGCCCAGGGAAGGCUAAAUCUUGCGACACCCUACCUCGUUGCAUUUGAUCCGUCGGCAUCAGUCAUUGCAGUUGCAUCCCAGUCUACAUCUUCCAUCUUGCUGUACGACUACCGCAACUACGACAAGUCUCCAUUCUCCACCUUCGAUCUUGCGCCCCACGAAGAGCGAUACACUCCGUCAACGCGUGGGCGGGCUUGGACCCGGCUUGAAUUCUCGAACGACGGAAAAUACUUGCUUGUGGGGACGGAUUACCAUGGACACUUCAUCCUCGAUGCCUUUGAAGGUUCGUUGAAAGCAUUCUUGGUUGGCAAAGCUGGAUCCCCCGGUCGAGCUGCGCCCAUUUCCACAACUGGCAAGCCCCUCGGACAGGGAGAUGCAUGCUUUUCGCCAGAUGGGCGAUAUGUCAUCGGAGGCUCUGGAGAUCACCCGGACGUCUUGGUAUGGGACCUCCAGCAGACUCCUGAUGCCAACGGCUUUCUGCAGCCCAUGACAAAGCUUUCUCACCGUGGUCGGGUCGCCAUGGUAGAAUACAACCCCCGCUACAACAUGUUGGCAUCCGCCGAUAAAGAGAUUGUGUUCUGGCUCCCGGAGGACAACUCCCGUUCCUCUGAGAAAUAA